Molecule: messenger RNA, 1506 nt
Organism: Daldinia caldariorum
Lineage: Eukaryota; Fungi; Ascomycota; Sordariomycetes; Xylariales; Hypoxylaceae
Product: D-site 20S pre-rRNA nuclease
Exons: 2
Coding region: 1-1506 (501 amino acids)
Biological process (GO): ribosomal small subunit biogenesis; maturation of SSU-rRNA
Cellular component (GO): preribosome, small subunit precursor
Molecular function (GO): RNA endonuclease activity
Source: RefSeq, a predicted model, not a curated record
AUGAUUGAAAACUGCUCCAUUAGCGAGAUAAAAGGUAUUAUAUCACUACAAAUAUAUUCCCAAAAGAUGGCAACAACAGAACUUCAAAAAGCGGUAGAAGCCGUGAAUACCGAAAAUACACCAACGAUACCAACAGCACCAACGGCACCAAAAGACGCAGAAGCUACACCCUCAAAACCUAUUCAUUCGCUUGUCCUCGACACAGGCCCUCUAAUUAAGAACGAUCCUCCCGUCAGCACCCUUAUAGCUCAAGCUCACGAGUUAUACACUCUCCCCUCGGUGAUUUCUGAAAUUCGAGAUGCCGCGACAAGGACGCGCGUUGAAACAACCUUACUUCCCUUCAUAAAGCUGCGCAGCCCCCGUCCUGAAAGCAUCAAAUUUGUUACCGACUUCGCGCGACGAACUGGCGAUCUUGAGGUCCUAAGCAGACCCGAUUUGCACCUGAUCGCGUUAACAUACGAGUUAGAGUGUGAAAGGAACGGCGGCGAUUGGCGACUAAGAAAGACUCCCGGACAGAAAGGUUUGAAUGGAAAGGCGCCUACGCAAGAGAAAGUAGGCAGCGCCACGGAACAAAAUGAUGGCGCGAAUGCUGAGAGUAAGAAGGAAGAAAACGAUGUUGGUAAUCACAACGAAGGAAACCAAGUUCAAUUAGAAGAAGCAAAAGUGGACGAGAAUACCGAUGCCAAAUCCGAAACACACGAGCAGCCGACCGUUCAACAAGAGACGGUCACCCAAGCCCUUGGUUCUCUCAGCAUAGAACCAUCUGCUCUACCAACAGUCGAUACCAUACCAAAUGAAGCCGUAAUAUCCGAAACAGCCCCUACUGAACAGCCAGAGGUAAAGGUAGAGGAAGAGGAAGACGACGACGACGAUGGAGAAGGUUGGAUCACACCAUCAAACCUCAAGAAACACCAAGCCAAAGACCAGAUCUCGGCACCAGAACAGCCGAUCCAGAAGUUCUUGCAAGUAGCGCUCCUCACAUCAGAUUACGCCAUGCAAAACGUAGCGCUGAGGGUGAACCUGAACCUGGUAUCGCCCAGCCUGGCGCGCAUCACGCGCGUCAAGACGUGGGUGCUGCGGUGUCACGGGUGCUUCGCGAUCUCGCGGCACAUGGAGAAGCAGUUCUGCCCGCGGUGCGGACAGCCGACGCUGACGCGCGUGAGCUGCUCGACGAACGCGGCGGGGGAGUUCACGGUGCACCUGAAGCGCAACUUCCAGUGGAACAACCGCGGCAACGUGUACAGCGUGCCGAAGCCGGUGCACGGGUCGGCGAACGGGAAGGCGCGCGGCCCCGGGGGCGGAAAGGGCGGCUGGGGCAGAGAGCUGAUCUUCGCCGAGGACCAGAAGGAGUACGCGAAGAAGUCUACCGAGCAGAAGAAGACGAAGCAGAGGGAUAUCAUGGACGAGGACUACCUCCCGGGUAUCCUGACGGGAGACAGGAGCGGGGGAGCACCCGGCAGGAUACGUGUUGGCGCCGGGAGGAAUGUGAAUUCCCGGAAGAGAUAG